Cuscuta europaea is the source of this 953-nucleotide messenger RNA. The record is from the annotation of a GenBank genome assembly. NCBI's taxonomy places the organism in Eukaryota, Viridiplantae, Streptophyta, Magnoliopsida, Solanales, Convolvulaceae.
GACUUAUCCUAUUUGUAAACCUUUUGCCUCCCCUUCUAAACCUUCCUCACCUCUUUCCUUCGAACUCCCAAACUAACUUGUUCAUUUUGCUUGUGCGCUGUAUUAGCGCUUCCCCGCAAGGCAGUCGAGGGUUGAAGGCUUAGGCAGAUCACCAGUCGAGUUUUACCCCCUAACUGAAGAAGAAGAAGACGAAAGAAGUCCCAAAUGCCGAGGGAAAUUAUAACGCUGCAAGUAGGACAAUGCGGGAAUCAGAUUGGAAUGGAAUUCUGGAAGCAGCUCUGCCUCGAGCACGGCAUCAGCAAGGAUGGCAUCCUCGAAGACUUCGCCACUCAGGGAGGUGAUAGAAAAGAUGUAUUUUUCUAUCAGGCUGAUGAUCAACACUAUAUACCACGGGCUUUAUUGAUGGAUUUGGAGCCUAGGGUAAUUAAUGGUAUACAGAAUGGUGAAUACAGAAACCUUUACAAUCAUGAAAAUGUGUUUGUUGCUGAUCAUGGGGGAGGAGCUGGGAAUAAUUGGGCAAGUGGAUAUCAUCAGGGAAAAUUAUAUGAGGAAGACUUAAUGGACAUGAUUGAUAGGGAGGCUGAUGGAAGUGAUAGUCUUGAGGGUUUUGUUCUCUGCCACUCAAUUGCUGGUUGAACUGGCUCAGGUAUGGGCUCAUAUUUGUUAGAGACUCUUAAUGACCGGUAUAGCAAAAAACUUGUUCAGACAUACAGCGUAUUCCCAAACCAAAACGAGACAAGUGAUGUGGUUGUUCAGCCAUACAACUCCCUUCUCACACUCAAGAGGCUAACACUUAACGCCGAUUGUGUUGUUGUUCUUGAUAACACGGCGCUCAAUAAAAUAGCUGUGGAGCGCCUUCAUAUAACAACUCCCACUUUUGCCCAGACAAAUUCUUUAGUUUCUACUGUCAUGUCAGCAAGCACAACAACAUUGCGGUAUCCAGGAUAUAUGAA